AUGCUUGAAUGGACUCGUAUGGAGGCAUCUGGACUUGGAUUUGGUGUGGUUAUCAGAAGGUUCGGUAAUGGAUUGGAUAGAAGAAACGUCUUUGUAACAAUGUUGUGCGAAAGAAGCGGGAGCUAUCGAACUCUUAUCCAGAGUUAUAAAAGAGACGAAACGGGUAGUAGAAAAUGUGAGGUUCUGUUUAAGCUUCGUGAUUACAUGUUGGCUAACAAAAAAAUGGAGAUUUAA
This is a messenger RNA of Lathyrus sativus (Indian pea), 234 nucleotides long. The record is from the annotation of a GenBank genome assembly. Lineage: Eukaryota; Viridiplantae; Streptophyta; Magnoliopsida; Fabales; Fabaceae.